Messenger RNA from Budorcas taxicolor (takin), 444 nucleotides. It is a transcript of the gene TTR, whose product is annotated as transthyretin. Lineage: Eukaryota; Metazoa; Chordata; Mammalia; Artiodactyla; Bovidae. The coding region runs from base 1 to 444 and encodes 147 amino acids. The record is from RefSeq and is a predicted model, not a curated record. The transcript is spliced from 4 exons. Gene Ontology annotation, molecular function: thyroid hormone binding. Gene Ontology annotation, biological process: purine nucleobase metabolic process.
AUGGCUUCCUUCCGUCUGCUCCUCCUUUGCCUCGCUGGACUGGUGUUUCUGUCUGAGGCCAGCCCUGCGGGCGCUGGUGAAUCCAAGUGUCCUCUGAUGGUCAAGGUCCUGGACGCCGUCCGGGGUAGUCCUGCUGCGAAUGUGGGUGUGAAGGUGUUCAAGAAGGCUGCUGAUGAGACCUGGGAGCCAUUUGCCUCGGGGAAAACCAGUGACUCUGGAGAGCUCCACGGGCUCACCACAGAGGACAAAUUUGUAGAAGGACUAUACAAAGUAGAAUUAGACACCAAAUCCUACUGGAAGUCACUUGGCAUUUCCCCGUUCCAUGAAUAUGCAGAGGUGGUGUUCACAGCCAAUGACUCUGGCCUCCGCCACUACACCAUCGCUGCCCUGCUCAGCCCCUACUCGUACUCUACCACCGCCCUUGUCAGCAGUCCCAAGGAGUGA